This is a messenger RNA of Scomber scombrus (Atlantic mackerel), 3888 nucleotides long. RefSeq names its product protein phosphatase 3, catalytic subunit, alpha isozyme (gene ppp3ca). Lineage: Eukaryota; Metazoa; Chordata; Actinopteri; Scombriformes; Scombridae. Gene Ontology annotation, molecular function: calmodulin-dependent protein phosphatase activity; calmodulin binding. The transcript has 14 exons. Gene Ontology annotation, biological process: calcineurin-NFAT signaling cascade. Gene Ontology annotation, cellular component: calcineurin complex; cytoplasm; cytosol. The coding region runs from base 1 to 1569 and encodes 522 amino acids. The record is from RefSeq and is a predicted model, not a curated record.
AUGAAGAUGUCUAACGCUGACAUCGUCUUAAACGCCACCGAUCGGAUGGUGAAAUCUGUCCCCUUCCCCCUGAGCCACCGCCUUACAAUGAAGGAAGUGUUUGACUGCGAAGGGAAACCUCGUGUGGAUCUCCUGAAGGCCCACCUAACCAAGGAGGGCCGUGUAGAGGAAGCUGUGGCGCUUCGAAUCGUCAGUGAGGGAGCAGCUAUUCUGCGUCAGGAGAAAACCAUACUGGACAUCGAGGCGCCAGUCACAGUGUGUGGGGACAUCCAUGGGCAAUUCUUUGAUCUUAUGAAGCUGUUUGAAGUUGGAGGAUCACCAGCCACAACGCGGUACCUGUUCCUCGGGGACUACGUUGACCGUGGCUACUUCAGUAUUGAGUGUGUUUUAUACCUCUGGUCGCUUAAAAUGCUCUAUCCAAAGACACUAUUUUUACUUCGUGGAAAUCAUGAAUGUAGACAUUUGACAGAAUAUUUCACCUUCAAACAGGAAUGUAAAAUCAAGUACUCAGAGCAGGUGUAUGACUCAUGUAUGGAUGCAUUUGACUGCCUUCCCCUGGCUGCGCUCAUGAACCAACAGUUUCUGUGUGUCCACGGUGGACUCUCACCUGAAAUACACACCUUAGACGACAUUAAAAAGUUGGAUCGAUUCAAGGAGCCGCCAGCUUUUGGGCCCAUGUGUGACCUGCUGUGGGCUGAUCCUUUAGAGGACUUUGGCAAUGAGAAAACCCAGGAAUAUUUCAGCCACAACACAGUGCGAGGCUGCUCCUACUUCUACAGUUAUCCAGCUGUAUGUGAGUUCCUACAGAGCAAUAACCUAUUAUCAAUUAUCCGGGCGCAUGAAGCACAAGAUGCCGGCUACCGGAUGUACCGCAAAAGUCAGACCACUGGAUUCCCAUCCCUCAUUACCAUCUUCUCAGCACCAAACUACCUGGAUGUUUACAACAACAAAGCUGCUGUACUGAAAUAUGAAAAUAAUGUCAUGAACAUCCGGCAGUUCAACUGCUCACCUCACCCCUACUGGCUGCCCAACUUCAUGGAUGUUUUCACCUGGUCUCUGCCAUUUGUUGGAGAAAAAGUCACAGAGAUGCUGGUCAAUGUGCUGAGCAUCUGCUCUGAUGAUGAGCUCAUGAAUGAUGAAGAGGAGAUCUUUGAUGCCAAUGCAGCAGCAGCGCGCAAGGAGGUGAUCAAAAACAAGAUCCGUGCUAUUGGAAAAAUGGCCAAAAUGUUCUCAGUUCUCAGAGAGGAGAGUGAAAAUGUGUUGACGCUUAAGGGCCUGACGCCCACUGGCAUGCUGCCGAGCGGGGUUCUCUCUGGGGGCAGACAGACACUGCAGAGCGCCACCAUUGAAGCCAUUGAAGCCGUCGACACACAUGAUGAGGACGGAGAAGCUAUCCGCGGGUUCUCCCCCCAGCACAAGAUCACCAGCUUUGCGGAGGCUAAAGGACUGGACCGCAUCAAUGAGCGCAUGCCACCUCGCAAGGAUGGGGUGAACCACGUGGGUCAGUCCAUGGGAAAGAUGAAUAUGUCAGAGGCAAACGGCACGGAUGACAACAGCAACAUCCAGUGAUGUGCUACCUGAGCCUCAGAGCCGUGCUGCUGUUGCGCUAUGCAGCAAGACAUUGCCAAAUCGGAAAUUCAGGCCUCAGGCCCACAGACAGAACAUAAAAUCUGCAGCAAAUCUAAAACGAGCGAAAAAGGCCAUUUAUUUCAUGACAGUAUGUCACCGCACAGAUGGGGGAGGGGGGUUAACAGCAGAGGGCAGGGAUAAGGAGAGGCCAGCGGGCUGCAGCUUGACUGAAAGCGUGUGGUUUAAAGUUGUGUCUGCCUGUUGUUCCCUUUCUCAGUUCAAUUACAGACUGCAUUGACGGGGGUUGUGUUGUUCUGCGUGCUGACAGAUGUCUGCUCCUUCAUUACAGGGCCUGACAGACGACAUAAUUGCAGUAUCCAUGCCACACAAAUUAUUUUACUGUUUUUUAAAGUGUUUAUUAUGAAUCACUCACAAAUUCACUUCAUGAGGAAAACAAUCUUGUUUACCAUCAUGUUUUGCAAGUAUUAACAAGCCACAACACUUUGUGUGAGCGCAAAAAGAAAGGAAGCAAAAAUUAAAACGUGUAUCUUGUAAAUCUUGCAGUGCAAUCUUACCAGUGGACUUUAAUUUAUUGAUUUACCUUGUAGUAAGAUGGCGUCAUCCUGCAAGGAAAAGAGGACAGGAUGCUCACGUGUGCUCUACACUAACCUCCAUCAAACCUUACCUUACUCUCACCACUCUCCACUACUGCUCCUUUCCUCACCUCCCUCAUUACCAGUCAUCUCCUAGCAAGAAGUAACUUGGAGGGGUUGAGGGAAGAUAGGGAGGGGAUGAAAAGAGCUCACUGUAAGUACCUCAGCAUCACAGAUAAAACACCAUCAUUAACAUCUGAAAAUGUCCCUAAAAGGAACUUACUGUCCCAUAUGAAGAUGCAACUUCUUAUUAACGUCCAUGUUAAGUGAACCUCAGAGGGUUAUAUUUUUUUCCAGACCAUCCUCAAAGUUAUUUUCUUCCUGUCUAUUAAUUGAUAAAGCAGCUCAUAUCAGAGCAGCAUGGCAUUUGAUCAAGCUAUACCUCACACAUGUUCAGAUAUCAGGCAAUUCACUUUCCGGAAAGUGAUCAUCCUCCGCUGAAAGAGGGUUCGAAUCAUGGUUUCCGCAUCACUUCGGCAUUGCUAAGACUGCCAACAAAGUGGCACUAACACCCGUUGCUGGACUACAGAAAGAAAGAGGGAUUUUGAACUUUUGGACCCGCCCUGCUGUCACACACUACCUGAUUAUUUCUCACCGGCUUUGUUGCUAAAGCAAAAGACAGUCACUCAAGUAUAUGUUAGCACCCUUUGAGUUUUUUGCACAUUUUGCUGUGCUGCCAAGUCAAUGAGGUUUCAUGCCUAAGGUCUACAAAAAGUACUAUCAGAGUGAGAAGGAAAUUCUACAAAUUUGUGAAUGCUUGAAUAUAUCCCCAUUUUACCACACACAUUUGUGUCAUUUGGAAUAAACAGGUUUAGAUCCAUCCUGAAAUUAAUUUAGGGGAUUUGAAUAAUGGACAAAAAAUGUGGAUUAUCUUAAUUUAAAGUUGUCAGAAGCAAUUCCUUAAUGCAAACUGAGCACAUUAUGAACCAGAUUUGUGAUUUUGAAUCCAUCUGUAUUUUAUCUAUAUGUGUUAAUCACCCUGCUUCAGUGUUUUUCAGUUAGUUGCUGUAAUCCAAUUAUACAGUGGAAUUCAGUGGAGAAACAGGCAGAAACAUUUCACUGACAAGUGCAAACACACUAUGAUCCACAUAAAACACAAAUUUCAUGUCCAAAUAUCAUGUCAAAAUAAAGUAUAAAUAGUGCAUAAUAAUGCCCUUUGUAUCCUAAAAUGGAAUGUUGCACUGCAGAGGUCUUUCUGACUGACAGAAAACACAAAAUAUUAAAACGAGAAACACUCUGGUUCUUGAUUAUAUAAUUUGGAAAAUCCCACUGAAGCCACGAACUCAAGCAACACAUAACAUACAUUUCUAGGAUCUCCUUUCAUACAUGAAUAUUUUUUCUACUUUAUAUUCCAUCUUUCUAUUUAACAAUGAAGUUAUGUGAAUUAAGGAUGGACAGAAACAGUGAUUUUUAACACAGCAUCUAUGGUACGGAACGCAUCAAUGCAUGCAAUUAAGUUCCUAAUUGUAAUGUGAGAUUAUAAUUGUGAUACUGUAGUUGUGUUUCGAAUAGUAAACUUGAAUUAUUUUAUUUUUGAAUUCUAUUUGUAGUUUCAUUUGUCUUGUUUUAUACAUUUUAUAAAUAGGCUUCCUUUGAUUGGUUUUGUCCAUUUUUUUCAUUCUGUUAUUUAUUACCACUGCUUUUAAAUUUUAUAUUGAUUUCUUGU